Molecule: messenger RNA, 1148 nt
Organism: Leptomonas pyrrhocoris
Lineage: Eukaryota; Euglenozoa; Kinetoplastea; Trypanosomatida; Trypanosomatidae
Exons: 1
Coding region: 234-1148 (304 amino acids)
Source: RefSeq, a predicted model, not a curated record
AGUUCCACUACGCUCCGCCACCGGCCGCUAAAGAAAAGGAAAUACUUUUAGUAUUAGUAUUGCCUUUUCUGAGCUCAGCGAUUUUUUCUUCGUCUAAUUUUUCAGCUGCCAACUCGCGCAGUCGAUAAUCGUUAAAAAGGGGAAAAAAAUACAGUUGUGUACGUAGCCUCAACACUAACUGCCGUUGUGAAUCGGGUAAUAUACAUUGUAACCUGUAAGAAACGGAGGAAAACAUGUCCGCCGGCGCCUCCGCGUUCGCAGGAUACGCAUACUACAGCACAGAUGGCGACGGCAUCGUGUACGCCUUCACGAACUCCACCGCGCCCACGACCCUCGGCACGCCGGUGGUCGUCGUGAACAGUGUGUCGAAGGCCGCGCAUUUCUUUCAGUUCUUAUUUCUUGUCGCAGGCGGCGCGCUCACCCUUGUCCUGCUCAUCUUAGUGGGUAUCACGUUCUGCUGCCGGCGUCGUGUGGCGUCGCUGGAAGGGAAGUACUGGCGGCUGCAGCACGCCUACGCGGAGGUGAACAACGCCAUUGUGCAGGAAAUUUUGCAUCGCACCCCACGCCAAACGGCAGUGAAGCGGCAGAGCAGCUCGAACAACAUGCCUCAGCACCAGCACCAGCAGCCUAUGCAACGCAAUGCCAGCACAUAUAGCAUGCGCUCUCAGCACCAGCAGCAGCAGCAACCACAGCAGCAGCAGCAGCAGCCUAUGCAACGCAAUGCCAGCACAUAUAGCGUGCGCUCUCAGCACCAGCAGCAGCAGCAACCACAGGCGCAACAGCAGCAACAGCAACCUGUACCGAUGGUGUCCCCUUACGGCUAUCCGCAGGCCAACGUUCCAUGGUCGCUGACCUCCGACCCGGUUGGUGUGUACCCACCUCCUCAGGUGGCCUCACAACCCCUCUUCCCUUCUGUGCCGACGACGAACGCGAACUCCUACGACUACAACACAAUGUACAAUGCUGCCCCGCCUAUCCAUCCAAUGCAGGCCUUCUCAUCCCCGCAACCAAUCAUGUCGCCUUCGACGACGCAGCAGCAAUCGUUGUCGUCGCAGCGGCAGAUGGAUGCCUCAGUAACGUCGCCUUCUGCGUCCUCCGAAGGACUGCGCCGUCGUGAGUCGCGGGUGCGCUUCGUCAACACCAACUAA